AUGGAGUUGCUAAGUGAGUGCAAGGCAAGUGAGAUAUUUGAAGGACAAGUUGUUGUCUACAAACACCUUUAUGCAUACCUAGAUUCCAUGUGUCUCAAAUGGUGUCUGGACCUCAACAUAGCAGACAUAAUCCACAACCAUGGCCAACCCAUUACCCUUCAUCACUUGGCCUCAACAUUGCAAGUUCCGCCGUCCAAAAUCAACGGCGUUCGCCGCUUCAUGCGCCACCUUGCUCACAACGGAUUCUUCCACAUAACAAGGCUACUCCAUGAUGAUAAUGAAGAAAAGGAAGCAUAUGCUCUCACUAUUGCUUCAAAGCUUCUUCUCAAAGGAACUCAACAUUGUUUAGCUCCAAUGUCAAACUGUGUUCUUGAUCCCACUUUGUCAGGUGCUUACCAUUUCCUUGGAAAAUGGACUCUUGAAGAAAAUCUUACUUUAUUUGAAAUUUCCCUUGGAACAAAUCUUUGGGACUUUUUUAGCAAAAACCCUUCAUAUUUGAGUUUCUUCAAUGAGUCAAUGGCUAGUGACUCUCAAAUGGUGAAGUUGGCAUUGAAAGAUCAUAGUGCUGUCUUUGAAGGGUUGGAAUCCAUUGUAGAUGUUGGUGGUGGAAAUGGAACCGUAUCUAAGAUUAUCAAUGACAUGUUUCCCAAAUUCAAUUGCAUAGUGUUUGACCUUCCACAUGUUGUGGAGAAUUUUACAGGAAGCAACAAUUUGAGCUUUGUUGGUGGAGACAUGUUUAUUUCUAUUCCUCGUGCUCAUGCUAUUCUCACUACAAGAAAAUAGAGUUAUUUUGACACUU
Molecule: messenger RNA, 799 nt
Organism: Arachis duranensis
Lineage: Eukaryota; Viridiplantae; Streptophyta; Magnoliopsida; Fabales; Fabaceae
Product: isoflavone 7-O-methyltransferase-like
Exons: 1
Coding region: 1-783 (260 amino acids)
Biological process (GO): methylation
Molecular function (GO): O-methyltransferase activity; protein dimerization activity; S-adenosylmethionine-dependent methyltransferase activity
Source: RefSeq, a predicted model, not a curated record